Halichondria panicea is the source of this 2286-nucleotide messenger RNA. RefSeq lists its product as uncharacterized. The transcript is spliced from 7 exons. Bases 244 to 2286 code for a protein of 680 amino acids. NCBI's taxonomy places the organism in Eukaryota, Metazoa, Porifera, Demospongiae, Suberitida, Halichondriidae. The record is from RefSeq and is a predicted model, not a curated record. Gene Ontology annotation, molecular function: protein binding.
UUUUCGUAUAGUUAGAAUUGCAAAUUUUUUUUAAAGUGAAUAUAUAUCAUGAUGAGUUGUAGCCUCCUUCACAAGGCCUAAACAAUCGAGGCUAGAUGAGUUGUUGCAAAGUGUGAAACUAACUAUCUAGCCUUACUAAUACAAGAGAGUAGAACCUACUAACACAUAUAUUAUGAGAUCGAGAUGGAAUAUUGAUCAAUGGAACCCAAAAAUCUGAGGCACUGAGUUGAUAGAGGAUCGAACAUGGACCAAGACAUUCUCGGCCAGCAGCUUUUGAGGGCCUGUCGUCACGGUGAUGUGGAUGAGGUCAAGCGAUUACUCGAAGAAGGUGCUCCAGUAAGUUGGACGAACUGGUCUGGGUCAACAGCUCUUGGCACAGCAUGCUGCUGUGACAGAGCAGAUGUUAUAAAAGUUCUUGUUGAGUACAAGGCUGACAUUAAUGAGCAGACAUCGAAUGGCCUUACACCCCUGCACAUUGCUUGCACUUUGGGAAAAAUGGAGUCUGUGCGUGCGCUAGUCUCGACUGGGAAGUGCAAAUUAAGAGUAUUGAACAGUUAUGGCAGAACACCUCUUGGAGAGGCAGUUUUCUGGAAUAAGCUGAGUAUUGUUGAGCACAUGAUCAACGCUUGCAAUAUCGGUAUCAAUGAUACUGUUACUAAGUGGGGAGACACCGCUCUGGGACUAGCUGUUCGUCAGGAGAAGCUUGACAUCGUUAAGUACUUCAUUUCUCGAUUUAGUAUGAACAUUAAUGUCCCUGUAACUAGAUGGGGAGACACACUGAUGGAGUUGACUAUUCGUGAGCAGAAACUUGAUAUCUUGAAAUAUCUGAUUUCUGAGUGCAUUGUGAAUGUCAAUACCCCUAUAAACGACUUUGAAGAGACGCCACUGUUACUGGCAGCUCGUGGAGGAAAGCUUAGCGUCAUCAAGUUCCUUAUCAGCGAGUGUGGGGCGGAUGUCAAUGAUAAACUACUCCUUUUGGCAUCAAAGUAUGGACACACAGAAAUGGUCAGCUACCUACUUAUCAUGCACCACCUCAACCCGAACUUCAAAGAUGUCAAUGGACAAACUCCGCUUGUUCUUGCUAGGAAGAAAGACGUUAUACAACUUCUUCUUCAACAUGGAGCUGUUGCACUGGAUGUUUACACUGAAUAUCGCAAGACUCUUGGCAAAGUAUUCUCUAAAGAUCCUCUGAAGAAUCUAGCAAAAAUGUUUGUCAUCGGACGUAGUGGUGAAGGUAAAAGCACUCUCAUUGAAGCGAUAGAACAUGAGCCUACAGUUUUGGAAUCACUUGUUAAUGUAUUCAUUUCUCGGAGGGAAGUAGAUGGAGUCAGCCUGAAGACAGCUGGAAUCAUCCCUCGGACCUUCAAGAGUCGUUUCUUUGGACAGGUCGUGAUGUAUGAUUUUGCUGGGCAAGAUGCCUACUACAGCAGUCACGCCGCCAUUAUCAAGUCAGCAGUUGAUACAUGCUCGCCCAUUAUAGUCCUUGUUGUCGGUCUUCACAGAGACGACACUACUAUCACGCACUCUGUGUCCUACUGGUUAGGAAUCAUUGCCAAUCAGUGUGCUAAUUUGGAUGGUAAAGCCCCACUGAUUGUGGUGGGAAGUCAUGCUGACCUUGUGACAGAUAUGGCUACAGUGGAUAGAAAGGAGCAGCUUAUCUUGCGAACUGCACAAAGAUUCUCAAUAUUCAAUUUGGUAAAAUGUGUUCGAAUGGAUUGUCGCUACUCAAAUUCUACUAGUAUGAGAGCAUUCAGACGCUACAUAGGGACCUGCUGCAGCACCAUUCAAUCCAAAUGGUCUGUCAGCCUCAAUUCUCAUAUGCUUCUUGUGUACAUGCUUGACAAAUUUGCCGGUAGCAUUGCUAUUACGCUUGAGGAACUUUGUGCAAAUAUAAAAACUUCUCAAGAGCUAUCUAAAGAAAUAGACUUUCUUUCUUUUGUUCCCACGACUAUCCCUCGUCUUAUUGAUAUAUGUACCCAGCUAAGUGACAAAGGUCACAUUCUGUUUCUACACAACACCUUAUCACCUGACACGAGCUUCAUUGUCAUUGAUACAGCAAAACUUUUGGCCGAGAUAAAUGGAACCAUAUUUGCUCCUGAAGACUUCACACAACACUGCGAAAUGUCCACGAGCACUGGUGUGGUUUCUCUUUCUAAGCUUGCUACACACUUUGCUAAUCUCCAUAUUGAAAUGUUGAUUGGAUUCUUGUCUCAUCUCGAGCUUGCUGUUCCAAUUGAAGACAAUGAAAUCCUCAGUCUUAUCGACCAACACUUCUCUUCUACUUGA